AUGGUGCGUGGUCUUCUUCUUCUUUUAAUUUCUUUUGUAGCAACAGCACUCCCAGAAGUUGGCGAUUUGUGUUGUUUUGACAAAGAUGGACAGGGUUGUGACUGUAUGGCUGUGUAUACAUGUAAUGUCCCUGCGAUGUACUUUGGGUCAGAGAACACAUACCUUCCACCAUGUGCAUAUGAUGAAUGCAAAAAGAAUUGCAUAUUUGCCGACUGGCUCAUAUCCAUCAUUUGCACUGUGGGGGUCUUUUUCGUCGAUUUAUUACUUAUCGGAACACUUUGGCUUAUGUGUAGAAAGAGAUGUGAAAACUAA
Entamoeba invadens IP1 is the source of this 312-nucleotide messenger RNA. RefSeq lists its product as hypothetical. The coding region runs from base 1 to 312 and encodes 103 amino acids. The transcript has a single exon. The record is from RefSeq and is a predicted model, not a curated record. Lineage: Eukaryota; Evosea; Mastigamoebida; Endamoebidae.